Perca fluviatilis (European perch) is the source of this 1092-nucleotide messenger RNA. RefSeq lists its product as uncharacterized. The transcript is spliced from 5 exons. Gene Ontology annotation, biological process: cell surface receptor signaling pathway; positive regulation of T cell proliferation; negative regulation of T cell proliferation. Lineage: Eukaryota; Metazoa; Chordata; Actinopteri; Perciformes; Percidae. Gene Ontology annotation, cellular component: external side of plasma membrane. Bases 101 to 976 code for a protein of 291 amino acids. The record is from RefSeq and is a predicted model, not a curated record.
UCACCGCACAACUUUUCUAUGUGAUCGUUUAUUGAAAGAACUGCUGGUUCGGAAGAAGUAGAUCCAAUCAAAGUUUUGGCUUUUAUUCUUCUAGGUGAAGAUGGAGGUGUCUAUGGUGGUGUCGUUGGUUGUGGUGUGUGGGGCGUAUGCAUUCUUCACAUACCUUUCCCAGCAUGACUCAUAUGUUGAAGUGUAUGAGGGCGAGAAGUCCGUCGUGUUGCCCUGCCAGGUAUUUUGGUUACCUGAGGUCACCAAAGUGGUGUGGAGCCGCUUCGCUCUCAAUCCUACGACCGUCCACCAGCAUCAGCACAAAGAUGAGCUUCAUGUUCAAAACCAGCAUUACAGUGGCCGAACAUCGAGUUCACCUUAUGCUCUGAAAACUGGAGACCACAGCCUCACUCUGAAAGAUCCUUACCUCUGUGACAGUGGCGUCUACACCUGCACUGUCUACAGCAAAGGAAAUAUGAUGGGCAAGAAAACUGUACAGCUGCAGGUCAAAGAACUGCCACCUUUGUUUACAAGACUUCUACAACCUGUUGUUCCCUUGACUGGUCUCCUGGCUCUUCUGCUGGUUAUUUGUCUCCUAUUUUAUUUUGUCUACAACCACAUCCCAGUCUCCCGGGUGGAGGUGGAAGACGGUGCGCCGCUUGUCAUGCUUCCUUUCCAAACUGAAACCCCGCUGCCCGCAGACGUCACAGUGGAGUGGAGCCGCUGUGCACCUGAGCCCAUGAUUGUCCAUGAGUAUCGGAACGGCCAUCUUAUCAGACAGGACAAGUUUUACAGCAACCGCACAACCCUGGAGCGACAUCGAGUGACGAUUGGAGACUUCAGUCUGACCCUGAGGAACCCCUGCUUCAGGGACAGUGCCACCUACAUCUGCACAGUCUACAAGAACAGAGACAUCCACGUGCAGAAAGUAGUGCGGCUCAAAUUCAAAGGGAGCUGGUGGUCGUGGUUUUUAGGAAGAGAGUACUGAAGAUGAAAACAGACGACCUGAAUACAGUUAAUGGGCAGCUCCUCUGGAACCAUUUUAACUUUUGUCACUUGUCUGUUUUAAAGUUUUGGUUGAUCAUUAAAUAAUGAUAUGUUUAA